Molecule: messenger RNA, 1523 nt
Organism: Trichobilharzia regenti
Lineage: Eukaryota; Metazoa; Platyhelminthes; Trematoda; Strigeidida; Schistosomatidae
Source: the annotation of a GenBank genome assembly
AUUCAUCUGAUGUCUGGGUUUUUUUUAAUGCGAAGACAAUAUCUCUAUAUCUCUUUAUGUGCUACACAAACAGACUUUAUAGCAGACUGUUCCGUCUGACUCUAAUGUCAGAAAGAACAACCAAACUGUAAAUUCAUCAUACAUCAAUUUGUGUAAUUUAUAUAAUAACUUAUCCAUGCCUGUACAAUUGGUAUGUUCCUGCAUAAACAGGAAGAAAUAUAUUAUUAUUAAUAAAGGUGACAGGAUUACACAAAGAUAAUUAGUGGUAAUGAGGAUGCCCACAGAGACAAAGGAGUUUCAGGUUGCCUAAGUGUUUGGAAGGGUUUAUGAGUCAGAAAGGAUCAGAGAAACACAAAGGAAUAAGUAAAGCAGUUAGGUUGUUCACUAAAAGAUACUCUUCACCGAGAUUCUUGUUUCACUCCUAUCUUCCUACUUUUGAUCUAAGUGAGAGGUCAGGAAUGGUGUCUCCUCUUUUUUGUUCUCCAAUAUUGGGUUAAAAAGCAUGCGGAAAAUUACACUAGUAUCCGUGUCAAUUUUCCCAAUUUUUAUUGUGUUACUCAUACCAAUAUUACCGAUUGUAUCAGGAAGAAUUUUUCUAAAGGCAGACUUGCACAUGACUCUAUUCAGAUACAUAGAAUGUCCCCUCUUCCAGAUACCUGUGUUUUAAUUAGAGUAAGAAUGUGUUGGCCACUGCAAGAGCUCAGUAUUCAGUAUUGUUUUCGUUUACUGGUUUAAAUGUUGUGAGUGUGACGCCGAAUCCCUCAACUUAUUUUUAUAUACUCCAUUAUCCUAUCCUGGUUUUUGUCCUGUUACCAGCACCAUUAGUAUUUUCUUUCUGUUCUCCUCCUUUAUUUCUUUCACGUGUAUGCCCCAACCGGCCUACAUAUCCUAAAUUUAAUUCUCUCGCCGUUACUUCCAUUUAAUCUGUCUGCUCACUCCCUAGAUUUCAUUUCAACUUGCUUACUGCUUGUUUCUCUGGAGUACCUGCCAACCUAACAGGAAAACCGCUAGGUAAAAUGAAACUUAUGAGUCCAAGAAUCUCCAAUACACAAUUAACAUAUCUCAAGUCGAAUAAAUUUUUCCAAAACAUCUGUAAACCUUUUAAAGACGUGGUUAACAUUCAGUUCAUAAUUAGAAGCGAACAGCAGUUUGAUAUUGCUCGAAAUCACACUGGAGAGAAGUCGGCAACUUUUUCCCUCGAAAAUGUGAGGAAGCCCGUGGAGCCAAUCGAUACACAUCCAAAGGAACGUAUGCAACGUUCAAUAGAUGCCACAGUUUUCCCUCCUAAGCCUGAGCGCUAUGAAAAGGUUGCGUACGUACGACUAGCUCCAGGUGAAGUAUUCACAUUUCCAGACAUAUUUAAAGAUAAACGUCCAUCAGAUGUUAUGGAAACUCUCGAUGAGAAUGCUUCUACACCUAAGGAUGAAUCAAAGGAUAUUAUCCUAUCAGCUGACAACCAAGUUGAAUCAGAAACUAAGAAAUUUCAGCGUGUUAAAGGUUAUAGCAAAUGGUUUAAAUUUUAG